This is a messenger RNA of Cucurbita pepo subsp. pepo (vegetable marrow), 1396 nucleotides long. NCBI's taxonomy places the organism in Eukaryota, Viridiplantae, Streptophyta, Magnoliopsida, Cucurbitales, Cucurbitaceae. The record is from RefSeq and is a predicted model, not a curated record.
UACAAACUCUGCCUCCCCCACUUGCUGUUGCGCCCACUCUCACAAUGGAUGACUUUGCCUUCUUCCUUUAUUCUCCCAACCACCCUCACCCAUCGGUUCCAUGCGUAGGAUCCAUGAUAGCAGAGUAGAAAAGAAAGCAGUCCCAUAAAAGGAGAAACGGGCAGUUUCAGACCAACGCCGAGGCCUCGCCGCCAUUCCUUCCCUUCAUUAAAUGCUGUAUACUUUUACCCAAUUCACCAAUUCUUCCAUUUCCCUUUCUCUUUGUUUCCUACGUUUUUCAUUCUGCAAAUUCUUCUCUUGUUUUGUUGCUAGGUUUGCUUGUCUCCGGAAAUUGAAUGCAUGGAGGCUGCGUUGAAGAUGGGUCUCAUCAACAAACCCAGCCCCAAACUUCAUUUGGAUGAGCUUCGGUCUGCAAACCCGCAAAGCUCUGCAUCCCCCUCCUCCGAUUACAUUUUUGUAGACCAACUUUUCAACUUUUCAAAUGAAGAAGAGGAGGAGGAGGAGGAGGCAGAGGGUGAAGAGAAAAACAACCAUUCCUCUGUUUCUGCUCCCCUGCAACUUCAACAAUACCGUGAGAGCGACGAAAUUUCCAACCACAGCUCCACCAAUUCCUCUGGAGAUGUCUUUUGGUCUGUUUCUUCAAGAGAUUUUGAAGACCUCGAAUGGCUGUCCCAUCUCGUCGCCGACUCCACCCAAGAAGAAUACUCUGCCGCACCACUGAACUGCUCUGUUUUUUUGACAGAGAAACCCAAUAGUUACCAAAAGGAACCAACCCACCACGCCCCCACCCUUCCGAAUUUUGAAUCUAAUCUCAACACCCCAUUUCCCUCAAAGCCAAGAAGCAAGCGAGCAAAAAUCUCCGGCCGAGUCUGGUCAUUAACGAAUUCAAUUUCUUCUCCAUCGUUAUACCCACCACAGCCGAAGAAACCAAAGAAAAACCCAGCAGAGGAGGGUUCCGGCAGGGUGCAGGCGCCGCGGCGGUGUAGCCAUUGCGGUGUUCAAAAAACCCCACAGUGGCGAGCUGGUCCGCUGGGGUCCAAGACUCUGUGUAAUGCGUGCGGUGUACGGUUCAAAUCCGGGCGGCUUUUUCCCGAAUAUAGACCGGCUUGUAGCCCGACGUUCUCGAGCGAGCUUCAUUCAAACCACCACCGGAAAGUACUGGAGAUGCGACAGAAAAAGGAAACGGAGACGGCCCACUCCGGUCCAGACCCAACCCCGUAGGAGUAGUGUAAAAGAACCAGAAUAGACGAACCCGGUUUAAGUUUAGUGGUGCAGUGUGUAAAAAAAAUGUCAUUUUCAGGGAGCCUCAUUAGGUGCGGUAGGUCAUCGGCGCUUGUUGCCAAUUAAAUUACAACAGCUUUUAUUAAUAUAUUUAUCCCUUCCUUUUUUUUUCUUA